AUGGGGAACCAGGGGGAAAGACCACAGCAGCCUCUUCAAAACAAUAGGAACAAUGAGGAUAAAACCUUAAAAAUUGAUUUACCUAGUUUUGAUGGACAGUCUCCAGACCCUGAGAUGUAUCUGGAUUGGGAAGCCAAUUUGGAAAGAUAUUUUGACUUUAAGGAAACCACACCUGAACAGCAGUUUAAGCUAGCUAAGAUCAAACUGACCAAGCUUGCUGCAAUAUGGCUGGAAGGAGUGCAAAAGCAAAGAAGGAGGGAGGAUAGAGAGAGAAUCAAUACUUGGGAAAAAUUGAGAAAGCAUUUAAGAAGGAAAUAUGUCCCACGCAAUUAUAGACAGCAGUUGUACAUGAAAUGGGGAACAUUGAGACAAGACCAUAGGACUGUGGCAGAUUAUAUUCAAGAAUGGGAACGGUUGUCUGUUGUUUGUGACACCAAUGAGACUGAGGAGAUGAAGGUUGGGAAAUUCAUAGGGGGACUGAGGGAAGAUCUAAGAAAAAAAUUGGAGUUGACCCCAAAUCUUACCUUUAGCUUGGCUUGUAGUAAUGCCCUCACCUUAGAAAAAUAUUCUAAGAAGAAAUCAAGCAUGGGCAGCACCUACAAUAGACCAGUGAGGAGUUAUAACCCAAAGAAUGUUGUUACACCAACACCCACUGUGACUCAGACCAAUGCACCAGAUAGGGUUCCACCCUUGACCAAUAUCACUAAGGAUAAGAAUCCCAGGGACUUGAAGGGAGUUGUUUGUUUUAAAUGUCAUGGACAUGGUCACAUUAAGAGUGAGUGCCCAAAUGCUAGAGCCUUCACUGUGCAAGAAUGGGCAGAGAUUAAAGACAUAGGAAGACCUAGGGCCAUGAUGGUUAGCAGGAAUGGUAGGGAGGAGUUAGUUUGGCCUUCAACAUCUGAGAAGGACCCUGAUGGUACUUACUGUGUUAAUGAUGAGGGAGUCCUGGAAACUUUUGAGGGAACAAAAGAUAGUGAGGAAGAAGGGGACAGAGAGGAAGUGUAUCCUGAGCUUGAUUUGCAAAAUUUGUUGAUUAGGAGGAACUUUCAUGCUACCCCAAAGACCAAACCAAAUGAUCAAAGAGAAAACAUCUUCCAAACCAAAUGCAAGAUUAAGAACAAAGUGUGUGACCUAAUCAUAGAUGGGGGAAGUGAAACUAACUGUGUCAGCAAGGAUUUAGUUCAGACCUUGGACUUAGAGACUAAACCACACCCACAUCCCUAUAAGCUGAAAUGGUUGGAUAGCAAAGCAAGUGGUUUUGUUAAGAAGAGGUGUUUGAUUCAGUUUGCUAUAGGAUCAUUCAAAGACAAAGUGCUCUGUGAUGUGUUAGACAUGACUGCCUGUCAUGUGCUCUUAGGUAGGCCCUGGCAGCAUGACAGAAGGACCUUGCAUGAUGGCUAUACUAAUGUUUAUACCUUGAAACAUGAAGGAAAGAUUAAGGACCUUAUGCCCUUGCCACCCCACAAGACUUUGCCUCCACAGCAGUUAGUAGGCAGUGACUUUACCUUACCUUCACAAAAGGCAGUAGGCACUUCGUUUCCACAGAGACCUGUAGGUAAUGUAUCUUUAAUAAAUAGAAAGGUGAGCAUUAAGGAGAUCAAGAGGGAGGGUGAUGUGGAAGUGUAA
Amaranthus tricolor (Joseph's coat) is the source of this 1626-nucleotide messenger RNA. RefSeq lists its product as uncharacterized. The record is from RefSeq and is a predicted model, not a curated record. The coding region runs from base 1 to 1626 and encodes 541 amino acids. NCBI's taxonomy places the organism in Eukaryota, Viridiplantae, Streptophyta, Magnoliopsida, Caryophyllales, Amaranthaceae. The transcript has a single exon. Gene Ontology annotation, molecular function: nucleic acid binding; zinc ion binding.